GCAUGGCGCCCCCAGCAGGAGAAGACUGGAGCCUCCAGAGAACAUGUUGUCAGCUCUGAUCAAGGUCCGAGGAAGGAGCUGCUGCUGCGGGUAGCUGCAGGCUACAACUCCACCCCCUGCAUAAAGAAGAGAACCUUUCCACUUCUAGUGGUCACUCUCAUCAGGUGUGCUUAUCUGCUGCGGUGCACAACUAAACCUGAAGAAGUUUCUCAGAGAAGCUGCUGAACUUUUGUUGCUUCAGGGUGCGGUGAGCUGCAGCUGCAAAACAAGAAUGAUUCCCAAGAUCGCCUUGUGCUCCCAGACUCUCCGGAACCACCACGGAGUCUUCUCCAGGUCUGUGAGGGUUCUGCAGAGAUCCUGGACCCAGCAUCCAGGAGUUCCUGCAGCCAGUCGUGGCAUUCAUGUGGACUCUCCGCCCAUCAUCCCGACCCUCACGACCAGCUAUGCCCACGGCACGUCUUCCACAUCUUUGCUCCACAGUACAAUUGGAGAGUCCCUGCUGAAGACUGUGGAGCGCUGGCCUGACAGAGAGGCCGUCGUCUUUGUAGAAGACGGAGUCCGCAAGACCUUUGCACAGCUUCAGCAGGAUGUGGAUCAAACUGCAGCCGGGCUGCUGGCACUUGGGCUGCAGAAAGGGGACCGGCUGGGUAUGUGGGGACCCAACGCUUAUGAAUGGAUCCUUUUCCAGUUCGCCACAGCCAAAGCUGGCGUUAUAUUGGUGUCUGUGAACCCAGCGUACCAGCUGCAGGAGGUGGAGUUUGCAUUGCGAAAGGUCGGGUGUAAAGCUAUAGUGUGCCCUACGCAGUUUAAGACUCAGAAGUACGUAGAAAUGCUGAGAAAGAUAUGUCCGGAGAUCGAGACGUCCAACCCGGGGGACAUCAGGAGCGCCAGACUCCCAGACCUCCGCUCUGUGAUUGUUAUUGAUAAACGGCACCCAGGAAUGCUCCAUCUUGAGGACGUUAUGCAGGCAGGCAGCAGCCAGUACAUGCAGCAGCUGCAGGAUCUGCAGAAGAAGCUCUGCUUCGACGACCCCAUAAACAUCUUGUUCACUUCGGGAACAACUGGAGCUCCAAAGGGAGCUACAUUGACUCAUCACAACAUGGUCAACAACGCCUACUUCGUUGGCAAAAGAGUGGGAUUCACCUGGAGGCCUCACACCCGUGUCUGUCUACCUGUGCCUCUGUACCACUGCUUCGGCUCCGUGGGUGGUGGGUUGUGUAUGGCCCUGCACGGCAUGACCGUGGUCUUUCCCUCUGCUGGGUACGAUGGGAAGGCCAACCUAGCUGCUAUGGAGAGUGAAAGGUGCACCUUCAUCUACGGCACCCCCACCAUGUUCGUUGACAUGGUUAGCCAGAUGGGCUCUGCUAAAUAUGACUUGUCAUCAGUGGAGGCAGGCAUCAUGGCUGGUUCCCCUUGUCCUUCAGACCUCGUGAGCAAGGUCAUUUCUGUGAUGGGCAUUAAGGAAAUAACCAUUGGAUACGGCACCACGGAGAACAGCCCCGUGACGUUCUGCGCCUCGCCGAGGGACAACCUGGAGAGGAAGAGUGAGACCGUCGGCUUCAUCAUGGACCACUUAGAGGCUAAAGUGGUGAACCCUACAACAGGAGAGGUGGUGCCUCUGGGGAUGAUCGGGGAGAUUAUGAUUAGAGGAUACUGUGUGAUGUUGGAGUAUUGGGACGACACGGCCAAAACAGAAGACUGCAUCACUAAAGACAGAUGGUACAAAACUGGAGACAUCGGCAGCCUGGACGCGUACGGCUACUGCCGGAUUGAGGGCAGGAUUAAAGACAUGAUCAUCCGAGGAGGAGAGAACAUUUACCCGGCGGAGAUCGAACAGUUCCUGCACACACACCCCAAAGUCCAGGAGGCUCAGGUGGUUGGAGUCGAGGACGCCCGUAUGGGUGAAGAGGUCUGUGCCUGUAUCAAACUGGUAAACGGAGAGGACUGCACUCCCGAAGAAAUCAUAGAUUACUGUAAAGGACAGAUCUCUCACUUCAAGAUCCCUCGCUACGUACUAUUUGUGACCAGCUUCCCGCUCACCGUUACUGGAAAGAUCCAGAAAAUCCUCCUACGUGAGACGGCUGAGCAGCAGCUCGGACUGAAGAAGGAAAAAUAAAGACCUUGCGUAUAGUCAUAUUAUACACAUUUCUUACCGUCAAAAAAAGACCAAAAACCAACAAUGAAUUCAUCCUGCUAACAAGGAUUGUGUGCAUCCAAAGCCUGAUAUAUCUCCUUCCUCUGUGCCAUAGAGCUCCAUUGUUGUCAGUGGGGGACACGUUCCUUCAUUACAAUGAACACACACACUGUCGUUUAAGUGGACUCAAAUGCACUAUUUACUGUUGUUUUAGAAAUGUUUGUAAAAAACUAUAGUGCUCAAAUGUUUCAGGAAGUUACUGAGACUUUUUUAAAAAUGAAACUAUAUAUUUGUGACUUGUUUUUAAGAUUCAUAUCUUCACCAGGAACCAAUGGGUUUGCGGCGGAGGGUUGUUGGUUUUGGUCUUUCCUGGGAUUUGUUGAUAAUAAGAAAAAUAUAGAAUAAGACCAUCUCAUCCUUCAACAUCCUCCUGUUUAGUAAAAUAGGUGUAAUAGAAAUGAGAACAUACGGUUUACUGAAGAUCACCGCUGAACUUGUUGUAGAUGUUGAAUCGCUCAGUUCUCCACAGUUCUUCUUUUUUAUCCUGCAAAAAGACAUUAAAAUAUUUUUUACAUCAAGUUGAAAUAAACUUUGUGCCACAUUAUUAAAA
Sebastes umbrosus (honeycomb rockfish) is the source of this 2744-nucleotide messenger RNA. RefSeq names its product acyl-CoA synthetase family member 2 (gene acsf2). The record is from RefSeq and is a predicted model, not a curated record. Gene Ontology annotation, molecular function: medium-chain fatty acid-CoA ligase activity. Gene Ontology annotation, biological process: fatty acid metabolic process. The transcript has 16 exons. NCBI's taxonomy places the organism in Eukaryota, Metazoa, Chordata, Actinopteri, Perciformes, Sebastidae. The coding region runs from base 272 to 2116 and encodes 614 amino acids.